Messenger RNA from Ctenopharyngodon idella (grass carp), 2534 nucleotides. RefSeq names its product elongin A, like (gene eloal). The transcript is spliced from 11 exons. NCBI's taxonomy places the organism in Eukaryota, Metazoa, Chordata, Actinopteri, Cypriniformes, Xenocyprididae. The record is from RefSeq and is a predicted model, not a curated record. Bases 299 to 2032 code for a protein of 577 amino acids. Gene Ontology annotation, biological process: transcription elongation by RNA polymerase II. Gene Ontology annotation, cellular component: elongin complex; nucleus.
AAUGCAAUCAGUAGGAAAUGUGUUUUUGUUUUUUCAGUGUACUGCAAGUUUGAUCAAAGUUGUACAUAAUCGCUUACAUUAAGUGAUCAGUGUUUAGAAGUGUGAUUGUUUUCUGCGAAUCCGACGGGUCUUUAUUUGUCAAAAAGCGUGUGCGCGGAUUCUAGAAUCACGAAUCUAGAGGACUUUCCAACAAGGUGAAGCACAUCCACUCCUAUAUCGUCUCCGCCCAUAUAAAGGUGACGAAAAAAUAUGGCGAGACUUUUAAUAAGUGCAGGUAAGCCGCAUGUGAGGAGGUGACAUGGCCGAAGCUGAUGUGAAAAAGGUUUUGCAGUUAAAGCAUCAGCUGAAAGAAUCCUGUGAAGGACACACGCUGCUGAAAAUCUUGAAGAAACUUGAAGUAUUGGACAUUACACUUGAAAUCCUCUCUGAAACUGGAAUUGGAAAAGUCGUCAACUCCUUUCGCAAGCAUGAUGAAGCAGGAAAAGUGGCAAAAAUAUUGGUGAAUCGAUGGAAAACGCUUGUUCCAAAAGACUCUUUAAGUUUGAGAGGGAAGCCUGAUGACGGCCUGACCAAAAAUGAACCGCUUAAUGGAGUAGUUCAAGAGAGGAGUCUAGGGGAAAACGGCCGUCUUUCAGAGAGUACCAAUUCUAGAAAGAAGCCAAAAAUCGAGAAUUCCAGUGCUGAAAAGAAAAUCUCACAUAAUGUUGACAAUAAAUGCAAAAUCAAACCCAGUAAAUCCAAAUUCUACUUGAAUGAUGAAAAAAAGGAUGAGCCAAAAAGAGAUUCAAGUGUAAAUCAGGGCUCUUGGACUCACGACUCAGGGAAGGAAAAGGCCAGCGCUGCGCAUACAAAGAUUUCUGGUAUAACAAAAAAACAACUGAAUACGAAACUUGAAAAAUCUUUGAAAGCAACUCAAACGCAGGGAGACAAGAGUGGAGAUGCAUGCAAGAAAGAAAAGCUGGAGAAGGCCAAAGACAAAUUAGUAGCAAUGGAGAGUGAGAAACAGAUGGAUGAAGGCUUUGAAACGCCCUCUAUGUCUUUUGAAGCCUACCUGAGCUAUGACCUCAAGCCCCCCAAACGCAAAAAAUGCUUCAGCAUUACUAAAAGUCCAAAAAAGAGACUUAAAACGGCACACAAAGAGAACUCCUGUGUGUCUCUUGUGAAGGCGAGCAAGGCUGUGGCAGAAGAACCAAUGACAAUGGUUCCUGAGCGGUCCGUGAUGGACUUGUUAAACGUUCCUUUACCAACAAGUUUUCCUGAAUGUGAGGACGUUUCUCAGUAUCAGUACUUCAGUGAAAAGAAAACUGAUAGAAAGAUCACUGAUGACUGUGAAGAGCCUCCAGUUUUCAUUGGACAGAGGCUGAAGAAUAAGAUGCAGGUGUACUCCGGCAGUAAGAUGACGUAUCUGCCCUCUAUGAUGACGCUGUACCAGCAGUGCAUCCGAGCGCUGCAGAACAACAUCGACUCUCUCUAUGAGAUUGGAGGAGUGCCGUUUGAAAUACUGGAGCCAGUGCUGGAGCGCUGCACGCCUGAGCAGCUCCUGCGGAUCGAGGAGUAUAAUCCAGUGUACAUCGGGAUGACGGACCACCUGUGGGAGAGACACUGUCAGAAAGACUUCAGGAACGCCCAGCUGGAGGAGUACGAGUCCUGGAGAGAGAUGUACCUGCGCUUGUCCGAGGAGAGAGAGAGGAAACUGAAGCAGCUCACGAAGAGCAUCGUCUCUGCUCACUCUGGGAAGCCCAAAGGAAGGCAGGUGAAAAUGGCGUUUAUUCACUCAGCUGCUAAGCCACCUAGAAAUGUGCGGAUCCAGCAGGAGAUUCACGGCACGGCCGGCCCUGUGACACUCUCUCACCCGACAGACAGAGCCAGUGUGAAGCCCAGUGAGAAUCGGGGAAGAUCCGGCUUCAGCGAGCCUUCCAAACCCUCCACCAACAACUCCAGCCAAGCUCAAGACCCCCGCAAGAUUAAAAGAGUGGCGCCCAUGAUGGCGAAGUCCCUGAAGGCCUUUAAAAAGCAGCUUUGUCGCAGAUGAAUGCAGAUGAUAUUGGAUAUAAGGCUGACCCUUAUCGUUUAAAUGGUUUAGAGAGAUUUUUUUUUUUUUUUUUUUUCAAUGUUAUUUGUAAUUCCACAAAUGCUUACAGGUUUGAUGAAAUAUGAUCAACUUGGUACUUAUUUGUAUGAACAAUAAUUGCACUUUGAAAUCAAACUGUCUCUUUGUAUUGAUCAUGACAGACACAAAUUGAAUUCUGAAAUUAAAACUAUAAUGACCACACAGUCUGUUUGCUUUGGUGCUUGUCAGUCUGAGUGUACAGUACAGUAUAUACUCGCACUGCAUGUGUGCUGUUGAAGCUCGUGUUUGUCUCCAUCUAGUGGAAGUGGGCUGCAGUUUAACUUCACUUCUGAAAUGAUGGAUCUCUUGUUCUGAGGGGUAACAAGGGGAAAAUGCAUGUUGCAAAUAAUAAAAGGACCAAACUAAGCAUAUAAUCAUGCAUACAGAAGUUGUGAUGAUGAUAAAAAAAAAAAAAUGAGCGUAC